This is a messenger RNA of Zingiber officinale, 1024 nucleotides long. Its product is annotated as trafficking protein particle complex subunit 5-like. Gene Ontology annotation, cellular component: TRAPPI protein complex; TRAPPIII protein complex; TRAPPII protein complex. NCBI's taxonomy places the organism in Eukaryota, Viridiplantae, Streptophyta, Magnoliopsida, Zingiberales, Zingiberaceae. The transcript is spliced from 8 exons. The coding region runs from base 159 to 743 and encodes 194 amino acids. Gene Ontology annotation, biological process: endoplasmic reticulum to Golgi vesicle-mediated transport. The record is from RefSeq and is a predicted model, not a curated record.
UAGCAGGUUGCGGGUCAUACGCAUUGUGUCAAUCAAGCUCAGAACCGGUCGGUUCGGCCGGAGCAGGUUGCGGGUCAUAUGCAGAGUUGUUAGGGACAUGCACUCUAACGCGACAAAAGAUCUGGCCGGAAGAGAGGAGGUGAGCGGCGACGGAAACCAUGAUCGGGGUGGGAAAGAUUAAGCACUACACCAACCUACUCGAGAAACCCCUUAGCAGAGGCCGGCAGGAGGUCAGUUUGAGCGCAUUUGCGUUCUUGUUCUCCGAGUUGGUGCAGUACAACCAGACACAAGUUGAUAAUAUCGCGGAGUUGGAAAGAAGGCUUGAAGAUGCAGGCUAUGCUGUUGGAGCAAGAGUUCUUGAACUUCUUUGUCAUAGAGAAAAGGGUAACAGAAGGGAGACUAGACUGCUUGGGAUUUUAUCAUUUGUGCACAGUACUGUCUGGAAGGUGCUCUUUGGAAAGGUAGCUGACUCGCUUGAGAAAGGAACUGAACAUGAAGAUGAGUAUAUGAUCAGUGAAAAAGAGCUUUUGGUCAAUCGAUUUAUAUCAAUACCAAAGGACAUGGGAGCAUUCAACUGUGGGGCAUUUGUUGCCGGGAUUGUCAAGGGUGUUCUAGAUAGCGCUGGUUUCCCUGCUGUUGUAACGGCACACUUUGUUCCUAUGGAGGGUCAACAGCGGCCACGGACUACAAUUUUGAUAAAGUUUGCGGAAGAGGUACUCAGGAGAGAAGCGAGACUUGGUUAACGGAUCAGGUCUGCAUUAAAACAUUCAAGGCUUGAAUCUGCAGCUACAUAAUUUAUGCUGAUAUUUCAAGUGACUACCUAUACACACGGUUUUUCUUGUCUGAGAGCUGCUGCUUCUGGUAUCAUUGCAAUGAAUUUGAAUUUAAUCUUCUGACUCUUCAUUUCUAUGAUACUAUACUGAAAACUCAAGGUUUAUUUUCGCUGUCACUGUUUGCUUAUGUAUUUUGUGAAAAGUACUUUGUGAGAUUUUGAAAUGAAACCAUUUGUUGCCAUUUCUAUCAA